Linum tenue is the source of this 1761-nucleotide messenger RNA. The record is from the annotation of a GenBank genome assembly. NCBI's taxonomy places the organism in Eukaryota, Viridiplantae, Streptophyta, Magnoliopsida, Malpighiales, Linaceae.
AGGAACAAAAAUAAAUGAUAAAAAACGGACAAUUCUUACCAAAAAUUUAAAUAAAAUGUACACAUGAAAAAUCGAAAUGGCACACAGAACAACAGAAGUAACAGAGAAAACGAUUAGAAAUCAGAGAGAAAAGAAGGAAAAUUUCUGCCCUCCAAAUUGAGAGAGAGAGAGAGAGAGAGAGUGGGAAGUAAUGCGAGAGAUGAAGAAACCUGGCGGAGCAGACAAGAAAAGGGUUCGAAGAUCGUCGGCAGCGGUGCAGAACGGCGGCCGAGAUCCCAGCUCCGAUACUCCGCCUAGGAAACAGGCUGCAAAGAAAGAUGUUUUCCAGUUGUUUGCUGAGAAGGUGAGAGACCACAAAGAAUUAGUUUCCCGUUGGGCUGUCCUUCAGGAAACUCGUGUGGAAUAUUUCAGGGGGAAGGACUUUGUAAGCUUUCUGAAAAAUCAUCCAGAGGUGAAGGAGAUACUGGAAUCAGAAAAUAGUAACUUGGAGGUCGAAGAAAUCGCUGACAUUCUGUUGAGUAAGAACCUUUUGGUGCGUUGUGAUCGGGUGGUUAAAACUAUUCGUCCUGGGAAGAAAAAGUUGUCAACAUGGCCAGCACAUUUAGAGAUAUUCCCUGAUCAAGUGUUCUCAGAUAAUGACGCAUUCUUCGCAUGGGCGUUUGUGAAACGAAGGCCACUUUGGCAAACACUUCUCUCGUUUUUCUGGCCCGUCUUGACUUUAGCAAUAUGCUUGUUUCCUGUAUAUCCACACCGAUGCAAGCUUUUGAUUCUCUACUCAUGUGCGGGUGUCCUUUUGCUCAUUCUCUCCCUCCUUUUGUUGAGAGCCACAAUAUUUGGUACUCUGUAUAUUGUUCUAGGAAAACGAGUUUGGUUCUUCCCUAACAUCCUUGCUGAGGAAGCUACAUUGGGUGAGUUGUUCCGGUUCUGGCCCCAAAAGGAUGAGGAGGAACGUCCUAAGUGGACAACGAGGCUUUUGUAUGCUGGUGUUGCUGUGUCAGUUAUAUUGCUGCUAAGACAUCAUGCACCUGAUGAGGCAGCAAGACUUAGGUAUCAGAGGAGGAUGUCCAACAUUAUCGAUGACGUGCUUGAGUGGUCUCCAAGGCUAGCGUUAUCCGGGUUCAUGGACAAGCCACAAGAUGUAGCUAAUGUGACUGAUUCUGGAAGCAAUUAUGCAGAUGGUGGUGGUGAAGCACAACCGGAGAAUACGCCUCCGGUUGAGGAUUCCGGUGAGGGGGAUGAAGUUGUGGUGGAGAGUGAUGAGGAAGGUGUAGGAAGUUAUGAAGAAGACACCAGCAGGCAUGGUGAACAGGAUGACAAUCAUAUAUAAAAUUAUAAAAAGAAAAUGAAGGUUCAUAGCAAGCAGGUCAUAAUACAGUAGUAGUUUGCUUUGCUUUUGUCUGUUUUCAGGAUCCUUGAUUUUGAGUGUUAAAACCUUGUAAUUUCAACAGCAAAAAAUAAAGCAGUUUGGUUGUUCACUAGGAUGUGUAAUAGCUAUACAUAUAGAACUCCGAGGAUGAUAGUAGCCAAAGUUGUGAACAUGAUGGAGUUGAACUCAACUUUUGGUUCCUAAUUUAGAAGAUUUUGAUUCACAAUCACAUUCCCAAUUCCAGAAAUGUUUACAGGCUGGACCAGAAUUCUUAGGCUGGUAGACUUGUGGAAUCAGUUCAAUAUUAUAUGAUUCAGUAACUCUUCGAGAUUUAGUUCAGAAAUGCUUGCAGGUUGGACCUUAAUGCUUAGGCUGGCAGACUCAAGGAAUCCGUU